Messenger RNA from Macrobrachium nipponense, 591 nucleotides. RefSeq lists its product as uncharacterized. The record is from RefSeq and is a predicted model, not a curated record. The coding region runs from base 1 to 591 and encodes 196 amino acids. Lineage: Eukaryota; Metazoa; Arthropoda; Malacostraca; Decapoda; Palaemonidae. The transcript has a single exon.
AUGUCAGGAAGCCCUGCUGAUAGAUUACCAGGUCCUAUCUGCUUCUCGGAGGCUGGCAACAUUGCCGAGCACUGGCGGCUGUUCAUCCAGGAGUUCGAGAUCUAUCUCAUCGGCACCGAGCAGGACUCGAAAUCGGACAAGAUCAAACUGAAUCUGUUCCUGCGAUGCGCCGGACGAGACGCCCUCAAGCUCUACAACAGUUUCACGUACGCCGCCAACGAGGACCCCAACAGCUAUGAGACGGUCGUAGCCAAGUUCAACAAAUACUUCGAGCAGGGCAGGAGCGAACUGACGGAGAGGUACGUGUUCAACAACCGCGUACAACGAGCUGGCGAGACCAUCGACGCGUUCGCCGCCGACCUCAUGAACAAGGCCCAGUCGUGCGGGUUCGGGGAGGAGACCGAGGCCAUGGUGAUGAUGGCCAUCGUCAAGGGCCUGUCGUCCACCACUUUCAGGGAGAAGCUGUCCGAAGUGGAGAACCUGACUCUCGAUAAGGUCAUCAAAUUGGGCCGGAUCCACGAAAUCGUCAUGCAGGAGCAUCCGAGCAGCGAAGAGGACGAGGACAUAGCGAUGUGUUGGAAGCGCCUCUAA